GAGGCGUCGUGGGAAUGAUCCCAUGCCACCGUAAGCCUCCUGGGAGCCACCCUGCGCCGCCGCAAAGCAUCCCGGGAACUACCCGCUGCUGCUGCAGAGCAUCCCGGGAGCCACCCUUGUGCCGCCGCAAGGCAUCCUGGGAACUGCCCCGUGCCACUGCAAGGCAUCCUGGGAAUCACCCUGUGCCGCCGCAAGGCAUCCUGGGAGCCGCCCUUGGGCCGCUGCAAGGCAUCCUGGGAGCCACCCCGUGCUCCUGCAAGGCAUCCUGGGAAUCACCCUGUGCCGCCGCAAGGCAUCCUGGGAGCCGCCCUUGGGCCGCUGCAAGGCAUCCUGGGAGCCGCCCUUGGGCUGCGCAAGGCAUCCUGGGAGCCGCCCUUGGGCUGCUGCAAGGCAUCCUGGGAGCCACCCUGUGCCGCUGCAAGGCAUCCUGGGAGCCGCCCUUGGGCCGCCGCAAGGCAUCCUGGGAGCCGCCCCGUGCUGCUGCAAGGUAUCCUGGGAAUCACCCUGUGCCGCUGCAAGGCAUCCUGGGAGCCACCCUUGUGCCGCCGCAAGGCAUCCUGGGAGCCGCCCUUGGGCCGCCGCAAGGCAUCCUGGGAGCCGCCCUUGGGCCGCCGCAAGGCAUCCUGGGAGCCGCCCUUGGGCCGCUGCAAGGCAUCCUGGGAGCCGCCCCGUGCUGCUGCAAGGUAUCCUGGGAAUCACCCUGUGCCGCUGCAAGGCAUCCUGGGAGCCUCCCUUGUGCCGCCACAAGGCAUCCUGGGAGCCACCCUUGUGCCGCCGCAAGGCAUCCUGGGAGCCGCCCUUGGGCCGCUGCAAGGCAUCCUGGGAGCGGGGCUAGGGCCACUGCAAGGCAUCCUUGGAGCCGCCCUUGUUCCGCCGCAAGGCAUCCUGGGAGCCGCCCUUGGGCCGCCGCAAGGCAUCCUGGGAGCCGCCCUUGGGCCGCCGCAAGGCAUCCUGGGAGCCGCCCUUGUGCCACAGCAAGGCAUCCUAGGAGCGGGGCUAGGGCCACUGCAAGGCAUCCUGGGAGCCGCCCUUGGGCCGCCGCAAGGCAUCCUGGGAGCCACCCCGUGCCGCUGCAAGGCAUCCUGGGAAUCACGCUGUGCCACCGCAAGGCAUCCUGGGAGCCGCCCUUGUGCCGCUGCAAGGCAUCCUGGGAGCCGCCCUUGUGCCGCUGCAAGGCAUCCUGGGAGCUGCCCCGUGCCGCUGCAAGGCAUCCUGGGAGCCACCCUCCUCCGCUGCAAGGCAUCCUGGGAGCGGGGCUAGGUAGGGCGGCCCAUGUUGCCCGUCCUCGCUGGGCCAACUUUGGUUGGUCGCGCAGUCUCCGUCCCCAAAGGCGAACCAUCCGGCGAAGGAGCCCACCCGCCACGGGCGCGGGAUGGGGGGAUGGCGGGGUGGGGGCGGGGCGGACGCUCCAGAGGGGAACCACCCGACCCCUUCGGUCACCCAGACCCCUUUGGGGCCGGAAACGGCGCCGGGGGAGAAGAGGCCGACGUUGGACGCGAGGAAAGCCUUCCCCGUCCCGACUGGCGGCCCUGCUGACGUCGACGGCUUCUGUGGGGGGGCCGCGAGUCGUUGUACUUCUCCGUGCCUCAGUUUCCUCCCUGUACAUCUCCCCCUCGGACCGCGAGCCCCACGCGGGACGGGGAUUGCGCCCGACCCGAUGGGCUUGUACCCUCCCCGGCGCUUGGCACUCAGUAAACGCUUAACGAGUUUCUCA
Messenger RNA from Tachyglossus aculeatus (Australian echidna), 1714 nucleotides. Its product is annotated as formin-2-like. The record is from RefSeq and is a predicted model, not a curated record. Bases 15 to 1703 code for a protein of 562 amino acids. NCBI's taxonomy places the organism in Eukaryota, Metazoa, Chordata, Mammalia, Monotremata, Tachyglossidae. The transcript is spliced from 2 exons.